AUGUCUCAUCCGAGUGAAUCAGCUGCUGGGUCGCAUCUCGAUCCUGAAACUGGCGAGAUGAUUUCCAAGUCUGAACUCAAGCGCAGGACGAAGGAACGUGAGAAGAAGGCGAAGAAGGAAGCGGCCCCUCCACCACCAGCAGCUGGAAAGAAAGCCACGGACUCCCCAGCCACUGAUGAGAAGGAAUUGACGCCUAGCCAAUAUUUUGAGCUUCGGUCUCGUCAGAUCCUAAAGCUCCGGCAGACUUUGGACCCUAACCCAUAUCCUCACAAGUUCGAUGUGACCAAGUCAAUCACUCAUUUCAUUAGAGAUUAUGGAACCAGGCACACAGAUGUUGUCAGUGUUGCCGGCCGUGUGCACAAUAUGCGCGAGCAGUCACGGAUGCUUCGCUUCUAUGAUCUACAUGGUGAAGGAGAGAAGAUUCAAAUUAUGGCGUCUCAAGCAGACGCGUCCAAUCCUGAAGGCUUUAUCGAGCUUCAUAACCUCUUUAGGCGAGGCGAUAUCGUCGGUGUCAAGGGUUCCCCUCUCAGAACUAAGAAGGGAGAACUAUCAAUAGCACCUAUCGAGAUGACGCUCCUAGCGCCUAACCUCCAUCAAUUACCGACAACCCACUUCGGUCUCAAGAAUCAAGAGGAGCGGUAUCGCAAGCGCUACCUCGAUCUAAUCCUUAAUAAUCACACCAGGAACAUUUUCGUCACUCGGGGUCGCAUCAUCAAUUAUAUUCGGAGGUUCUUUGAUAACUUGGGAUUCUUGGAAGUAGAAACUCCAAUGAUGAACAUGAUUGCCGGUGGUGCAUCUGCCAAACCUUUCAUCACCCAUCAUAACGACCUCAAGCUUGAUCUUUUCCUACGCAUAGCUCCCGAGCUCUAUCUUAAGGAGCUCGUUGUUGGUGGAUUGGACCGUGUGUACGAAAUUGGUCGAGUUUUCCGCAACGAAGGCAUCGAUUUAACUCACAAUCCCGAGUUCACUUCCUGCGAGUUCUAUAUGGCGUACGCCGACAUGUAUGAUUUAAUGGAUCUCACUGAAAGUCUUGUCACCGGAAUGGUGGAGCACUUGACUGGGGGAUCAACGGUUGUUUUCCAUCCCGAUGGCAAGCGCGAUGGAAAGGAGGGUUCGGAGCAAAAGCGCGAAUGGGUGAUUGACUUCAAGCGACCAUGGAAGCGAUAUGACAUGAUCGAGACUUUGGAGGAGAAGUUGAAUGUCAAGUUCCCUGCUGGUGAAAAACUUGACACCCCUGAGGCUAACGUUUUCUUACAAGAUCUCUGCAAGAAGCACGGCGUCGAAUGCAGCGAACCGCGAACCACGGCAAGAUUGAUUGACAAGCUUGUUGGAGAAUACAUUGAACCGUUGUGCAUAAAUCCAUCCUUCAUAGUUGGUCAUCCUCACCUCAUGUCCCCCUUGGCCAAGUGGCACCGUUCGCGCCCCGGUCUUUGUGAACGGUUUGAGGCCUUCCUUUGCCAGAAAGAAAUAUGUAACGCCUACACAGAGUUGAACGAUCCUUUCGAACAGCGCUUGCGGUUUGAGGAGCAAAUGAGGCAGAAGGAGGCUGGUGACGAUGAGGCCCAGGGUAUCGAUGAGGUCUUCGUCAAUGCUCUGGAGCAUGGUCUCCCGCCAACUGGUGGCUGGGGCCUUGGUAUCGACCGGCUCGUCAUGUUUUUGACUGACUCUACCAACAUCAAAGAAGUGCUUCUAUUUCCAGCCAUGAAGCCUGUGGACAACGCCCCUGCGUCCGCUACCGCCGAUCAAGUGGUCGGAGUUCAACCUUAGCUCCCUUGCGGCGCUUUGUUCAACUUUAUAUAAAAUGUAUCUCUGAUCAGCAAUCUAGAUUUUAUUGUGCUCCCACCAGUCUUACGAUCAGAGCACCCUUUAUGCAAUAAUGACAGGUCACUAUUUUUUCGCAAGGGGCGAACACGAGGAAGUGUUUGGGUGGUCUCAAGUGGGACAGCUAAAGUCCGCAUCCCGUGGGGUCCGCGCUGUUGAUGGGCUUCACUUCCACCCUGGAUCUAAAUUCACAAUAUGUGACUGCUGGGAACCUGAGACGACAGUUCUCGCCUUCCAUUUCUCUUAUGGGGGCGGUUGCAGUGAGCGCGGAGGUGGCGGCUAAUCAAUAUAUACCAUUCAUUCUGGCU
This is a messenger RNA of Cantharellus anzutake, 2129 nucleotides long. Its product is annotated as lysine-tRNA ligase. Gene Ontology annotation, cellular component: cytoplasm; cytosol. Lineage: Eukaryota; Fungi; Basidiomycota; Agaricomycetes; Cantharellales; Hydnaceae. The record is from RefSeq and is a predicted model, not a curated record. Gene Ontology annotation, molecular function: lysine-tRNA ligase activity; tRNA binding; ATP binding. The transcript is spliced from 10 exons. The coding region runs from base 1 to 1767 and encodes 588 amino acids. Gene Ontology annotation, biological process: lysyl-tRNA aminoacylation.